This is a messenger RNA of Neoarthrinium moseri, 1281 nucleotides long. RefSeq lists its product as uncharacterized. The coding region runs from base 1 to 1281 and encodes 426 amino acids. The record is from RefSeq and is a predicted model, not a curated record. NCBI's taxonomy places the organism in Eukaryota, Fungi, Ascomycota, Sordariomycetes, Amphisphaeriales, Apiosporaceae. Gene Ontology annotation, molecular function: actin binding. The transcript is spliced from 3 exons.
AUGGGAGGGCCACCACCACCUCCCCCUCCUCCGCCCCCGGGGGGUCUACCAUCUAAGAAAGCUGUGACCGGCGCAGGACGUGGCGCAUUGCUCGGCGAUAUCCAGAAGGGCAGGGCCCUCAAGAAGGCCGUUACGAACGAUCGAUCGGCACCGCUGGUUUCGGCACCGUCUGGCGGAGGGGCGGCUCCCCCGAUAGGAGGAGCACCACCGGUCCCAGGCUUGGCUCCGCCCGUGCCUGGAGGUAGCAGAUUACGGAGCAACAGUGACCAAGGGAGCCGAGAUAGCGGCGCGGCAGCGGCAGUAGCGACAGAUUCGGCACCACAGUUGGGAGGCCUGUUCGCCAGCGGCAUGCCGAAGCUGAAGAAGCGCGGCGGUGGUGUGAAUACAGGUGCGGAUAGCGGAGCUUCAUAUCUUUCGGACUCGGAAGCAACAAAACGAUCAUCGGCUCCGAAACCACCAUCCUUCGGUGCCCCCAAACCACCGGGCGGAGCUGCUCCCGCGAUCCCCGGCCGGCCGGUUCCACCUGCACCCGGAGGACUGCCGUCCCUUCCGUCGAUAGCGAACUUGAGGAAGACCCCAAGUGAUGUCCCGCGGCCUAUGUCCUCGGCGUCCAUGAAGGCGCCUCCGCCCUUACCCCUAGGCAAGAAGCCGCCGCCCCCGCCUGGCUCUCGCAAGCCGUCAGGGGCACCACCUGUACCAGGUGCACCUCCUCCUCCACCAGUCUCAGCGCCGGCCCCGCCAGCUCCCCCUCCGCCGCCACCGUCAUCAGCUCCAGCUCUGCCUUCGGCGCCGCCUCCAGCCCCCGCGAGGUCACAACCCCCGCCUCCUCCCCCAGGAAAUGGGGUGUCGCAAAAUAUCGCCCUCCAAGCUGCCAUCCGCGCAUCAGGCGGUUCGUCACCAUCAGCUGCGCCUCCAGCUCCUCCACCGCCGCCCCCGGCAGCCGCUCCCUCGCCACCUUCGUCAGCGCCGCCUCCACCCGCUGCUCCACCCAGCCGGCCGCGCGCAGCUUCAAACCUUCGCACCUCCAUGUUGGACCCCAGCGCCUACACGCUGUCGCACAACGGUAGCACCAAGUCGCCCUCGCCGACCAGGUCUAGCUCGACGGCAGGCUUUGCGAGCCCGGGCGGCGGCGGCGGCGGCGGGCGGUUCGUGGUCGAGGACAAGCGGUGGCGCUUCACCGACGAGGCCCAGCUGCCGAAGCCGCGGCCGUUCCAGGGCGGGGCCAAGAAGUACCGGGCUGGAAGGGGCAGCAGCGUGCCGCUGGAUCUGAGUGCGUUCUAG